CCUAGGUCCUGGUGAAGGCCCAUCCCUCCUUCCCACCCACAGAGGCCUCUUUCCGGAUCGUCACCUGCCCAUCAAGUGGCCUCUUCUAUCCCUGUGACUCGUGCCAAAGCAGAGGGGAGAAGCAUCCCGGCCCCCGGAUCGUCCAGGAUGAGUGCUGACGUGGAGAUGCGAAGCGAGGAUUCCGAUACCAACCCAGAGGACAUCGAAGACAAGCCUGGGCCCGCUCCGAGGCAGAUGGCGCAGAGGGCCGCAAAAGAGGCGCCCCCGAAGAUGGGAUCCCUAAAAGGGAAAAAGCCAGCGACCCAGGGGGCAGCGGCCGGGCCUGAAAUCCAGGAGGAAGAGGAGGAGGCCCAGGGCGCCGCUGCAAACCCCGGCCCGGCACCUCGCCAGAGGCCCGAUGUGUUCUCCUACCAUACCAAAAUCUUCAUGGGGCCCAAGAAAAACAGGAGAAAAUACGACCGCAAAGGCAGGCUGAUCUGUAACGGUAUCGAUCUGUGCGACUGCCUGCAGGUGGAUUGCGCCGGCUGCUUCUACCCGUGCCCCCGGUGCAACUCCAGGAAAUGCGGGGUCAAGUGUCGCCGGAAUCGCAAGUGGGUUUACAACAAGGUGGAGGACGAAUCUGGCGAGCUGGUCAACGCAUUUCCCUUUGCGUUUCCCGAGUGAGGUCCUGGCCACACUGGGCUCCCUUUUUCUUUGGAGGGUGGAACUGGCUUUUUUUUUUCUUUUUUCUUUUUAAUUGUUUUGUUUUUCCUCUAAUGAGUUUUAGGGAGUGGGCAAAGAGUUGCAGUGAUCCCGAUGUCAACUAAUGGUUCCAGUGUUGGGGAAGGACGACAUCCUCUCCAGCGGAUUCCAUCAUUUUAGGAUUUUAUUAUUUUUUGGCACAGAAAACAGAUGAAGUGAUCUCUGCCCCACCAUCUUUCCAUCUUUAGUUGUCACCAUAGCCAGUUCAGAUAUAUCUUUAGGUUUGGAAAAGGAAAAGGAGCCUCAUUCUCUAAUACCAGGAGUUUCUUGUUUUUCAUGUUGUCAUUAGUGUUUGAUGGUUUAAAAAAAUACUUAAGUGUUAACUAUUACUGAAUGUGAUAAUAAGAUCACAUCCACCAGAAGGUGGCAAAUAAUUGCCUGAAACAGUUUUAUUUGUUACGUUGUUGUAUUUUGGAUUCUUUAUGACUUCUCCAAUUUAAUCUUUCAUGUCAAGUGAUAGUAGAUUAAUUGUUAAGUUAUCCAGAGGUCUUCCUAGACCAAAUGAAUAAGUAUUGUUUGAGUAACAGCAUUUAAAGACAAAAAAAAAUAAAAAAAACUUUUAGAAACUCAAA
Molecule: messenger RNA, 1313 nt
Organism: Antechinus flavipes (yellow-footed antechinus)
Lineage: Eukaryota; Metazoa; Chordata; Mammalia; Dasyuromorphia; Dasyuridae
Product: ARL14 effector protein-like
Exons: 2
Coding region: 148-663 (171 amino acids)
Source: RefSeq, a predicted model, not a curated record